GGAAUAAAUGUGAUAACUGCCUCAAAUAUGCGGUUCAACCUUUUUGCCAGAAGAGAUAACGUUUUAAAGUCCUGUUACUGAAGUCAGGAAGAAAAAAGUUAAGGUUGAAAUCGUAAGUUAGUCUUGUCAGUGAUAGAAGAGAGAGCAAAACCAAUUUUGGCUAUCUCAUUGGGAACAUUGGUUUUAGAAUCAGAGGUGGCCUGUUGUGAAGAACAUAGUCCGGGGUAAGCGUUGUCACUCACUACAGACAGACAGCGCAACAGGAGGAUACACUUAAAGAGCGACGAAGCGCACGAUGGAUCGUAAAAUCCCUGAUUUUGCUGGUACUUGGAAAAUGAAAAAUUCCGAGAACUUCGAGGAGCUUCUCAAAGCAUUGGGUGUGAACGUGAUGCUGCGAAAGAUUGCUGUGGCGGCGGCAUCCAAGCCAUCUGUGGAGAUCACGCAGGAUGGAGAGGACCUGUCCAUCAAAACCUCCACCUCUGUUAGGACCACCCACGUCACCUUCACCGUUGGACACGAGUUUAAUGAGACCACUGUGGAUGGCCGUCCGUGCACGAGCUUUCCUCGCUGGGAGACGGACAGCAAGAUCAGCUGCGAGCAGACCCUACAAAAGGGCGAGGGGCCGAAAACCUCAUGGACCAGAGAGCUAACCAAUGAUGGAGAACUGAUUCUGACCAUGACUGCAGACGACGUCGUGUGCACACGUGUUUAUGUCAGAGAUUGAAAGUAGGAGGAAAAGGCAAGAUAACUCAUUUCCCCAGUUAUCCACAAUGAGUGUGAUUUGAUAUAAUCCAUUUCCUCUAACCCCGAUCUCAUCUUUCAAGCUUUUUUGUUGACAGUGUAUUUGAAUAAUACAUCAGAGAGCCAUGCAAAUAAAUGAGCUGAUUCAGCUCCUGAUAUUCCAGAAAACCAAGCAAGGUUUAGGCAAAGUUUUUUGAUCCUGACAAGUCAACUUAGAAAAAAAUCAUUUUGGGCUCAAAAGCACUUUUAAGCGUCAGUAUCUACAAAUUUUUUUUGGAGUUGAAUGGGAACUUGCCUGUGAUAAACCAGUCUGUCAUAAUCCUUGUUACCUGUUGAGAAACAGCAUUAAGACAGUGAGUGUGUUUUUGUAUUAUAUGUUGUCUAAAUAUGUCUGUAGUUUACUCAUUAAGUCCUCUUUUUUUAUUUUAUCAAUCGUGAUAUCAUCUCCCCAUUGCUAAUGCUUUGUAUAUAAUUUAGUAAAACAAACCUCAGUGUAAGGUUUUCAUCCCAGAUUAUCGUUUUUUCAUUAUGUUUUUAUAUAAACAAUUGCAUUGCUCAUAUCUGUGCAUGUCCAAUAAAGGUUACUGCCAACUGUAACACAA
Triplophysa dalaica is the source of this 1343-nucleotide messenger RNA. It is a transcript of the gene crabp2a, whose product is annotated as cellular retinoic acid binding protein 2, a. Gene Ontology annotation, molecular function: fatty acid binding. Gene Ontology annotation, biological process: fatty acid transport. Bases 296 to 724 code for a protein of 142 amino acids. The transcript has 4 exons. NCBI's taxonomy places the organism in Eukaryota, Metazoa, Chordata, Actinopteri, Cypriniformes, Nemacheilidae. The record is from RefSeq and is a predicted model, not a curated record. Gene Ontology annotation, cellular component: cytosol; nucleus.